AUGCCCGCCUCUUCACGCAAAAGCAGCAUCGGCUCUCGCAGGCCACCCACGAAGUAUGUUCCGUACCGCGGAGAUGAUCUCCAGCAUGGAAAGAAGACCGGCAUGGCGGUCGCAUACGUCGACCACAAAUCCGACGAAUUCGAGCCGUUCGACAAAGUUAUCAGCCAAGCGGACCAGCGCACACCCCCGCGAGUGCACAAUGCACGCAAGAGGCGCACUCCCAAGCCAAAGACUCCCAUUGUAGAGGAAGAGGACGACGAGAAUGGUGAGAUGUCUAUGGACCUCGAGGAUAGCACCGCCAAAAGCCCUUCAGCAUACUUUGCGAAUGCACGCGUUCGUACCUUAACGUCGAGCGUGCAACGCGUCGGCUCGUCCUUGCGCCCGGUAGCCCACGGCGCCGAUGUUGACUUCGACAAGGUGCCGUCCCCGCGGGGUUCCCCUGCUGUGAACGGUCGCAAGUCGCUUGGACGUGGCCGAUCAUCGAUAUCUGGACCUUCCCAUUUGUCUCAGUCUACGGUAGCGCAGGAUUUCGAGGAUAUCCAUGUGGACAACGAUGGUCCUAGCAUGGAUAAAGGCGGAGGCUUCGGCGGGUUCGAUGACGAUGAUUCCGACAACGAACCGGCCAUAUCGCCCCCACCACCACAGUCCCACCCGAAAGUGAACGGACAUGUUUCGCGGCGCACCAGCUUUGCGCAAAUUGACCAGGAGGACGAGGACGAAGACCAGGAGCCCGGCGUGUACGAUUCUCCUAGCGCCAGGGCAAGAGGGAAGCAGCGCGCAAGCGUCAAUCCACCGCGCCAGGAUGAGGACCCGGAAAUGGAGGACGAGAUCGCACAAGGUUUCGCGGAAAUCGAACAGGAGCCAAUGGAUGAGGAUGUACAAGAGGUGGAAGAGGAACGGCCGCGCAAGAGAGGGGUCCAGGACAAGGAUGAUAGCCUACAGAAGGAGCAACCUGCAAGCAAGAAGAAACGUACGGAGAACGAGGGCGCAAAGAAGCCACGAGGAAGACCUCGGAAGGAGAACGUGCUACGCGAAGUAAUCCCGGACGACAAUAACGCAGAUGGGCUCCGUCGCGGCACACGUACACGGUAUAAACCGUUGGAUUGGUGGCGUUGCGAGAAGGUAGUCUACGGACGACGAGAGUCGGGUAUAUCUCUUGUACCGACCAUCAAGGAAAUCCUUCGCAUACCUAAGGAGGAACCAGAGCCUCUGGGCGCGAAGUAUCGCAGGCGAAAGAAGCUCCGCAGCAAGAGCAAGAGUCAACCUGUCGAGGAAAUUGACCCGGCGAGUCUGGUAUAUAAUCCGGAGGAGGGCUGGGAUACUGCGACCAACCCAUCCGGCAUGGUGGAAGAUUACGAGACCAAGACCGAGAUUACCAGACGGGUGGCAUUCACUGCAAAAAUGCUGACACCUAAGCCGGCGGCCAAUAAUGACUUCUUCUUUCAGAAGAUAUUCGGCGACGGUGACUUUAUUGCGGCGGGCCAACUCAUCAUCCCUCCCAACAAGCAGAAACCGACAAAAAGCACCAGAGACAAUACAUUCGUCUUCUACGUCAUCGAGGGCGCGGUCAACUUCAAGGUACAUCACACCAGCUAUAUACUGACAACCGGAGGCGUGUUUCUCGUCCCACGAGGCAACAUGUACUACAUUGAGAACGUCGCCGAGCGCGACGCGAAGCUCUUCUUCGCCCAGGCCCGCAAGGUGUCUAAGGACGAAGAUGAGGACGACAACAGCUCGAGCCGCGCCCGCUCGCUCAGCCAGAAACUCCUGUUGCGAAGUCACCGACACUCGGGUGGCGGCUCGGGCAGUCCGGUCGCUCAUCGCUCGUCGAGCGCGCGCGGUUCGUCGGAGACGCUGCAGGCGCAGCCUGCGCAUGCCGCCGGUGCCGCGGCGCUCAGGCGGGCAGCGUCGACGAAAACGUAG
Molecule: messenger RNA, 1923 nt
Organism: Sparassis crispa
Lineage: Eukaryota; Fungi; Basidiomycota; Agaricomycetes; Polyporales; Sparassidaceae
Exons: 6
Coding region: 1-1923 (640 amino acids)
Biological process (GO): kinetochore assembly; spindle attachment to meiosis I kinetochore; attachment of mitotic spindle microtubules to kinetochore
Cellular component (GO): kinetochore
Molecular function (GO): centromeric DNA binding
Source: RefSeq, a predicted model, not a curated record